UAUUUUGUGACUCUAUGAAAACUUCCUUAGGCUAUAGUCAGCAAGCACAUGGUGAGAUUCCUCCUGCUCUCACCCUUUGGGACAGGUGCACCAACUCUUGCAUGUAGUGGUUAGAGUUGCUCUGUUAUGUUUCCUUGCCUGGUUGACCAGAGUGGCAGUUUUUGCUGAUCUCUAUUCCGGAGAACAAAGAAUCAGCUCAGAAAAUGGGUGGGUUUGAGUCUUCUUCAAUAGCUUUUUUUAUGGGCUGGAUGACUUCACCGUUGAAAUGCCAUAACAUGUUGUGGUUCUGUCUUCUUGCAUCAUGGUUAAAUGGAGGUCUCUUAUUGCUGCAGAGUGUGAGUCCUCCUUGCUAUGCUUGGUUUCAUCUCUAAAAGAGCACAUGAAAAGGCUGCAGCUUCACACCCUCCCUCCAUGAGAGGUGGGAAAAAGGGACCUGCCUCCAGUGUGAGAUAUGUCACAGCAUGGGAAAAAGCUGCUCUGGUCCCAAGAAAACCUGCACUGGUGGUGAAGACACCUGUGGCAUUAUUCUGCAUGAGGUCCUAAUAGGGGGAAUGUCCAUCUCUUCAUCCAUCAAGUCCUGCCUGCCAUCCCACAUCUGCCACCUUGGUCCUGUCACAGUGAACUAUGGGAAGGUGAAAGCAAAGAGCCACUUGGUUUGCUGCACAGGCGAUGACUGUCAGACCACCUCUGUGUCAUUGCCGCCAGAUAAUGAUGUGCCCAAUGGAUACCAGUGUCCUGCCUGCUACAGUGUGGACUCCUUUCAGUGUGGUAAUGAAGUUGUAAACUGCACUGGAUCUGAAGACCAAUGCGUUGACCUUGCUGGGUUAAUGAAUGCUGGUGGACUGUCUCUGAAAGCUGCCAUGAAGGGUUGCACCACCAUUUCUGAAUGCAAUAUGGUAGGAGAUGGAAAAAACAGCCUGGGGAUGAUGGACAUAAAGUUGAAACGGUUCCAUUGCAGACCAGCAUCUGCCAUGUACAGCGUGGUGUUUGCUGGGGCUGCCCCUCCACACAUGACCUUCCUUCCUAUCCUGUCAGGAUUCAUCCUGGAGAAGGUACUUUUCUGACUGUCACUGCUGCUGGGUUGAGCAAAACCCACAGCAAACUCCAGCAGUGGUUUGCAACUUAGUCCUUUUUGCUGUAGCUUCUUCUGUAUGGGGAUUUUAUUUUCAGAUUAGCCCUUCUUUUAUAUUUUCACAGAAUAAAGACAUCACACUUCUUUUGUUUCCUCAUUGA
Cyanistes caeruleus (blue tit) is the source of this 1233-nucleotide messenger RNA. RefSeq names its product phospholipase A2 inhibitor NAI. NCBI's taxonomy places the organism in Eukaryota, Metazoa, Chordata, Aves, Passeriformes, Paridae. The record is from RefSeq and is a predicted model, not a curated record. Gene Ontology annotation, molecular function: phospholipase inhibitor activity. Gene Ontology annotation, cellular component: extracellular region.